AUGCCUCGACGUCAACAUAACGCUCUCUGUACACAGACAGCAACGAUAAGCGGCAUUGGCUUCGUCAACCAACAAAUGCGAGUAGAUUCGGUGCUACUCUCAACGAAUGAACAACAGUUAGCUCAACUGUUGUAUAAGCCGAAACUACGGCUAGGUCCGACGGCUGGCGACCGUGAUCAGCAGCCGCCGUCGUCGUUGCCAUCCCUAGCGGAACAGCGAAGAUGCCUCGCUUAA
Molecule: messenger RNA, 234 nt
Organism: Enterobius vermicularis (human pinworm)
Lineage: Eukaryota; Metazoa; Nematoda; Chromadorea; Rhabditida; Oxyuridae
Source: the annotation of a GenBank genome assembly